Molecule: messenger RNA, 1020 nt
Organism: Lathyrus sativus (Indian pea)
Lineage: Eukaryota; Viridiplantae; Streptophyta; Magnoliopsida; Fabales; Fabaceae
Source: the annotation of a GenBank genome assembly
AUGGGAGUGGUUUUUUCAAAAACAAAAACCAUGGGAGAACCUCAACAAAACCAUGUUAACAACAACAACAACAACGUUGUUGAUCAUGAUGACCAUGAUUCCACAUGGUACGAGGAAGUUAUCGAUGAAGAUCUCAAAUGGUCUUUUAAACUCAACAGUGUGCUACAUAAAGCUAUUAGUGAAUACCAGGACAUUGCUCUGUUAGAUACAAAGCGUUUUGGAAAGGCCUUGAUGCUUGAUGGGAAGAUGCAGAGUUCUGAAGCUGAUGAAUUUAUUUAUCAUGAAUGUUUGAUUCAUCCUCCUCUUAUAUGUCAUCCCAACCCCAAAACAGUGUAUAUUAUGGGAGGUGGUGAAGGUUCUUCAGCUAGGGAAGCUCUGAAACACAAGUCAAUGGAGAAAGUAGUUAUGUGUGAUAUUGACAAGGAGGUGGUAGAUUUCUGUAGAAAAUACCUGGUUGCAAAUAGGGAGGCAUUUGCUGACAAUAAGCUUGACCUUGUCAUCAACUGUGCCAAAGCUGAGUUAGAGAAGAGAAAUGAGAAGUAUGAUGUAAUUGUUGGAGAUUUGGCUGACCCACUUGAAGAUGGGCCUUGCUAUCAACUCUAUACCAAGGACUUUUAUGAGAAUGUUGUCAAGCCCAAACUCAAUAAAAACGGAAUUUUUGUGACUCAGGCUGGACCAGCAGGUAUCUUCUCACACAAAGAGGUCUUCACCUCUAUUCAUAACACCAUAAAACAGGUCUUCAAAUAUGUGGUGGCAUAUGCAACUCAUGUACCAUCAUUUGCUGAUUCAUGGGGAUGGGUUAUGGCUUCAGACCAACCAAUAUUGAUUGAUGCUGUGGAAAUGGACAAAAGAAUUGAAACAAGAAUCAAUGGAAAAUUGCUCUAUCUAGAUGGUGUUUGGUUCCAUUCAUCAACCAUCAUGAAUAAGACCGUCUCCAAAUCGCUGCAGAAUGAGACUCAUGUGUACACUGAAGAUAAUGCUAGAUUUAUUCCUGGACAUGGCAUAGCUGUUCGUAGCUAA